Molecule: messenger RNA, 7715 nt
Organism: Macrobrachium nipponense
Lineage: Eukaryota; Metazoa; Arthropoda; Malacostraca; Decapoda; Palaemonidae
Product: interferon-induced very large GTPase 1-like
Exons: 3
Coding region: 266-6280 (2004 amino acids)
Molecular function (GO): GTP binding
Source: RefSeq, a predicted model, not a curated record
UACUUCUUGCAUAACACUUCCCACAUAUAAAAACGCGGAGCUCGUAUCGGGUCCCGGCAUAUUCUACACAGAGAGAAUCGUUACCAAGGACCUUCUCUCUCUCUCGAACCGAGUCCACCCGCUUCUAAUAACUUCUCUGUGAUUUUCCACGACUAUGGGAAACGGUGUCGUUGCUCGUCUGGAAAGUAAAUUCCACUGACCUUGAGUAUGAUCUAAGAAAAUCUUGAACUACAACUGGAGAAGCAGGGUCUCUUGAACAGACGCCAUGCCUUCCAUAAAGUGUCCUGUUCCUGGUUGCGGAUAUGUCACCGAGGACCUUGACGUAGCAGUUGUAGCUGCACUCCUGACUCUUCAUAAUAAUGUUCAUAGUUCUCCUUCAACCGCCAAAGUAGAAGUGAAGAGACCUUGCAUUUUAGCAGCUAGCACGAGAGAAAACUGGCCCAGCUUUAAAUCAAGAUGGUCAGAAUAUGUAGAUGCCACAAAAAUCACUGGUCAGGAAAAAGUGGAGCAACUCCUGGAAUGCUGUGAUGAGCAGCUGCGCAGAGACUUAACAACCUCCUUAGGUGGCGCACUCACUGAUAAGACUGAGGAAGAGUUAUUAGCUGCCAUCGAGAGGCUUCUUGUACACGAGAAAAGACUGACUGUACCAAGAGAAUCACUCCACAACUUACCUCGAGACUCUGGUGCAUCUUCAGAUGAACAAACAGGUGCAUUAACUCAGACGGAUAAUAAAGGCGAAGCAGAGCCUGAGAAGGAUGAAAAGCCCCAGAACCAUCAUGAUAUGAAGGUGACCCAAGGAGUUAUAGAAAGGAACAUAAGUCACAAGGAAGUACAAAAUAAAGAUAACAGUCUUUUGGAAAUAGAAAGAAAAGAUGUGCUUGAAAAGAAAAUAAGCAGGAUGGAAGUAGCUGGACAAAAAUUAGAUAAAAAUAGUGGUGGCAUAGAGGUUUGUAAACAUUUUGUGGAUAGCAGUGACAGUGAUAUGGAAGUAAGUGAAGAAGACACAGAAAGUGGAGGUUUUAUGGUUAUCCAUAAAGCAGAUGACGUCUCUCCUUUAGAGAAACAGGAAGAAUUGCUUGGCAAACUUGGACUGAGUAAAUAUGUGAAAGGAGAGAAGAUAUCCCUACUGGAUGUAGUGACCCAGUCAUCAGGCAAAAGAGAUUUAAUGAGUGACAUACCAUGGCAUGUCUUCUCAAAGAUAUUGAUGCUUGACUAUCGGGGAAGAGAUGACAUUAUUUCACCUGCUAUUGAAAAUAGUCUCGCAACUGAUCAGACCAUUCAAGGACCUAAGAAAAAGGCCACUGUUGAUUUCGAGGAAAUGUUUGCUGGGGAUAUGGACAGUACUUCUCUUUCCUCAAUGCCACACCCCAUGGAUGUUCUUCUGGCUCUCUUCAUGUGCUCAUCAAAUUUUCUAAGGCAAAUUAUUUGUGAGAAGUUGUUCAUGUGCAAGUUAAGCAUCCCUUUGGUUAUACCUUCAGUCCUGGGAGAAGAACCAUUGUCUCUCCUUUGGUCUUUGAGAAGCACUGUUGCAGAAUUCAAGCUUCCAAGUGGAGACCUUUAUGAAACGUCAGUUGUAACGCAUCCAAUCCCUAUUGUGUCGUGUCUCAGGGUAGGAGAGAUUUCAAGAUCUAAAUCAAAAUUCCUAAAUGAAAUAUUAAAUGACCAGAGUCACCCUACUUUCUUUCAUCGGGACUGCCAGAAUGGAAUGAAUGGACGUAUUCUCUCAGAAGGAGUUCUAGAGAUUGCAUGGUACUUUCCCCCAAAGCGACAUGAAAACAUUGAUUUGAGUAGAGAUUUAGCUUUCGUAAAUCUUCGGGGAGAUGGAGAGUCAACCAGGAUAGCCAAGAGCGUGGAGUUUUUGUGCAAAAUAUCUAGUGUUGUGAUAGUAAUGAUAGAUGUAAAUGGCACGGGGCAUUCUGACAAAAUUGAUAGUUUAACAUCAAAAUUCUCACACGAUACACAACUGAUCCUUUUGGUCACAAAACAAGCGAGCACCAAAUUUGAUGAAACGAGUAAAAUGAGAAUCAAGAAAUUGAUUGAUUCACUCCAAUGUAAAGGAUUGCCACUGGAAAAUAUUGUUUUUGACUUUGAUGCCAGGGGGGAAAAAAACAUUAAACAUUUGAAAAGCAAAAUUAGUGCCUUGAUUAACAUGAAUCUGGCUGUCAGAACUGAAGAGGUGUCUAUUGAAGAGUGCAUGAAGUUGGCUGAUAGUCUAAAGAUUGGUGUGGAUGAAAACACUUCAGAAUGCAGUAAAAGCAAAAAGAUGGCAUCAUCAAUAAUACAAGGUAUUUGCAAACGUGGUAUGGAUAAUCUUAAAGCCAAGAAUAUGCCAUUGCAAUGUCAACCCUGGCAGGAAUGGGCUGAAUUGCACAAAGAAGAGCACAGACGAGAGAGGAGAGGAAACGAUAGUAUGGACUCUUAUAUGGACAAAAUUGCUAAUGAUAUGAGAAAACUCAGACAAAAACAAUUGCGACUAAUUGAAAAUCCAAACAUAGCCCGUGAUGCAUUUUUAGAUAACCUUACGGAUCCGGUCAGUGAAGAGAUCCUCUACUUCCUGCGGUGGUUAAAGCUUCAUCUGGAUGAAAUCUCAAGACAAACACUACCGAGUCUACAAAAGGAGUGUAGCCAAAAAUGGAAUAAAAUCCGUGAGUGCGAAGACGCGACACAACGGGCAGCCUUACAAGUUGAGUUGGAUGAAAGUGAAAAAAAACUAGCUGAAGCUUCUUUUGGGUUAGAACAUUUCAUGAGAGAAAUUGCACAGGCCUAUGAAUCUGUUCAGUACAUGGGAAAUGAAGCAUCAGCAAAAACUCGAGAACAAAUGCAAUGUCUCCCAAGUAUCAUGGCGGAGCUGAUGCUUUUAGGUUACCCUCUGGAAAUAAUGGAUGGAGAUGCUGCACAUAUACCAAUGAAGUGGGUACAAGCUGUUCUUAGUCAGCUCACAAAAAGGAUUGGUGAUAAGAAAAUCUUUGUACUUUCCGUUUUAGGAAUCCAGAGCUCUGGAAAGUCUACCUUGCUCAACACUAUGUUUGGCCUUCAGUUUGCUGUAGCAGCUGGUAGAUGUACUCGAGGUGUGUUUGCACAGCUUUUGCCAGUUUGCACAGAGUAUUCUGGUACUACAUAUGAUUACAUACUGGUUGUAGAUACAGAAGGUUUAAGAGCAGCUGAAUUAGGCAAAGCCAAACUUCAACAUGAUAAUGAAAUUGCCACUCUGGUUAUUGGUUUAGGGGAUAUAACACUUGUCAAUGUUAAAGGAGAAAAUGUCUCUGAAAUGGAGGAUGUACUUCAGAUUGUAGUUCAUGCUCUGCUGAAAAUGAGUUUAGUGAACAAGAAUCUUAAAUUGCAGCCAUCUUGCAUUUUCAUUCAUCAAAAUGUUUCUGCUCAGGACGCUUCCCAGAAAUUGAGAACUGGCCAGCAGAGGUUCAUAGAGACACUUGAUAAAGUAACAAAAGCUGCAGGAAAGCAAGAGGAUAAUCCCCAGUACACCAGAUUCAGGCAACUUAUCAACUUUGACAUAAACAAAGAUAUUUUCUAUAUAUCGGACUUAUGGAAAGGAGACCCACCAAUGGCACCUGUCAACCCUGGCUACAGUGAGAAUAUAAAUAAUGUGAAGCAAAAAUUAAUGACAGACGUAAUGAAGAAAAGAUCCUUCCACCUGACAGCUGAUAAAUUUUGUGCUAGACUGAAAGAUCUUUGGAAUGGGAUUCUGGAUCAAAAUUUUGUUUUUAGUUUCAAAAAUAGCCUUGAAAUGGAUGCUUACAAUUCAUUAGAAAGUGAAUUAUCUGAUAUUCUGUGGUCAAUGAAGUCGUCAGCUAUGGAGUGGUUCAAUAGUAAAAGAAAUUUAAUUUCCAACAGAGAAAGUGAACUGGAGAAACUGAGUCUAGAUUUGACAUCAGAGUGCAGACAGCAUCUAGACAAAGUAUAUCAGGAGGCAGUCAAGAGACUUGACAAUUACUUCAUCACUCACGAGGAUAGAUCCUUUUUGGAACAAUGGCGUGCAAAUUCUGCUUUAAAAUUAAAAGCAAGUUAUAGCAACAAAGCAGAUAGUGUCAUUGAUAAUAUAAGAUGUGAAAUAGAAAAGAGGAAAAUCCAAAUUGAACAGAAGAAAGAUAUGAAAGCCUAUAUAAAUAGGAUAAUGACUGAAGCACAGGAACUGGCAGAAAAUCUAAGACUGCAAGAGGGCAAGAGUAAACUAAGUGAAGAAGAGCUGAAAGACACGUUCAGGGAAAAGUGGAAUGAAUGGCUGAAGACAAUACCUCAAAAAGAAAAGGAAGACCUGAAUGUUGUAGAGCAAAUAAAUGAUACCCUCGAAAGAGUCUUCGUGCAGGAUUUACCUUUACUCAAAAAGGUUCAGGAGGAGAGGUGUUUAGAAACGGCUCGUGAGAACUGCGUAAAAGCCAUCGAAACUUAUGCUACUGACAGAAUAUAUUUGUCUCGCAAUGGCUUUUGGAAUAUGCUUUCCAAGGAUAAAGAUGUUAUUUUAAAGUAUCUGAAUGAAGUGAUAGAAAACGUCAAAGCAGUUGUGAGAGAUAAACAAGAUAAAAAGAAUCAGAUAAACCAAGAAUGUGCACAAAAGAUAAUCAGAUGCGUGCGUGAGACUGUUAAGAAAUUAGGUUCAGUCUUGAAAUGUUCCAAUGUGAAUGAGUUAGAAAUUUGCUUAGCAAUAUUUUUAUGUCAGUAUGCUUCCCAUCCUUACUCCAGAAUAUCUAAAUUGGAGCCUGGACCAGGAAAGACUUAUGAAGUGGUUGCGUAUGGCAUUCUUCCUGCUUUUGAACAAGUUCUCCUCAAAACCUUUACACAUUAUAAAGAAGUCAUGAAAAGAGUUAAACCAGAACUCAUGUUACAGAAUAGCUCCAGGAAUUUCAACUUUGAUAUUAAGAAGCACACGCAGAUGACUAAGGAGAAGUCUAAGAGUGUCGAGCAACAUGUUCAGCCGCUCAUAGAUAACUUGUUUGUUGAUGUUCAGACAAUUACUGACAAAGUUCAGUGUUUCAGUGAACAUUCCAUUGAGGAAAUCAUACACAUGGUGGUUUCUAUGGAAAGCAAGUGUAAUGACGUCAGUUUCACAAAGACUUUCAGAACUGAACUGAUUGUUUAUUUGUGCCAGUUUUGUCUUCCAAAAUUUUGUGAGAAACAAAAGAGGUAUGUGGAAGAUAGGGACCAAAGAUUGGUAUAUGAGAGAGACAAUUAUGGCCCAUGUUUCGAAAGGUUCAAGAAUUUCUAUUUCAAGUUCACGGAUGAACAAGCACUGGCCAACGUAUUAUCUGAGCGUGUAGCAAAAGCUAUAGAAAAUGCUGUUAACAUAGACGUGGCCCGAACACUAGCCGAAGACGUUAGGAAUAACGUAAGUCAAUUACAGCUUAAACCAGCUUUUCUGAAAUCAGUCUUAAGUGAGCUUUUAGAAGUAGACGAGUUCAGAGAGUUUCAUCUUUAUCUCUCUGACUUGGAUGAAUCUUUACAGAAAUGGCUAUGCUACUACAUUGACAGAUAUUUGUUCACCCAGCAGACGAAUGAGCCCAACAGGUACACAACAAUUGCUUCCCAAAAGAUUGAAGGUCUCACCUCAGAAGUCUGUAAUAAAAUCUUAGCAGAAGCCCCAACCGAGGAUGAAAAUUCUUUUUUAAUGUGGAUUAAAGACUUCCAUUCAAGAGUAAAGGAUAUCUUAACAUUACCGUUGGAAGAUUUGCUGAGCCUAUCUGAAGGCUAUAACAUCGUUUCGUUGAAAACUUUCACCAAGUCCUUCAGCGAAAUCGUGCAAAAAAGUCAGAAUGUGAUAAAAGACACCUUUCGUAACCAUACACCAGCUGACCACAAGGAUACCCAGGAAGACAAUGUGUACAAUUUGAUUGCAGCUGAAUGUAAAGGAUGCACGGAAAGAUGUCCUUUCUGCUCUGCUCCGUGCUCCCUUAAUACGCCUGGUCACACAGAGGGAGGAGUCAAUCACACUGCAUUGGAGCAUUACCCAGAAGCAUGCGGAAGGUACAGGUGGAAAGACUCUCAGAAACUUGUUACAGAAAGCUGUACAAUGUUGGUUGCUGGUGACGCUAGGUUUUCCUGUGGUGCAACUAAUGGUCAGUACCAUCCAUAUAAAGACUACAAGGAAAUAUAUCCCCACUGGGAAAUUCACGGCGAUCUGUCAGUUGAAGCAACGCCUUACUGGAAAUGGUUCUUGGUGCAAUAUGAAGCCCAGUUAGCUGAAGUGUUUGAAGCAGAAAGGCCUGACAUUCCGUCUUCUUGGAGACGAAUUACCAAAGAUGAUGCAUUAAACUCACUUGAGAAGUGAAAGAACAGUUUGGUUUGUCUAAAACAGGGGUGGCCAAACUUUUCAAUGCAAGGGCCACAGUCAAAAAUUCAAAAUUUUAUAGGGCCGCAUAGUGAAUUAAGCAAAAUGAUUAAUACAUAAAAUACAAAAUAAAAGGCUUUUAAAGAAAAAAUGCAUUUAAUUUUUAUCAAUUAAUAUUUUGAAUUACUGUAAAAGAUUCACAUGAAUUGCAUUUAUUUGAAAUACAAAGUCACUCACUUGGAAAACAAUUUUAAUUAGUAAUUUAAAGUAGGAACUUCACAUGAAACACAUUUGAAAGACAUAAUACCCUUUCUCUUUCAAAUUUACCGACAUGUGGCGGGCCGCAUUAAUUCGUUUGGCAGCGGUCCGUAGUUUGCCCACACCUGGUCUAAAACUUCUCUCUGUGUCAGUUCCUUUUUAUAGACGUUACCAAGCGAUCAAAGCUGGAUGAUCAGAACUGCAGUCAGUACUUUCAGCCCUCAGAUUUUCUCUUCUGCGCCAUGAGAGCCAAGUGGUUGACGGACAGCUGUAGUGAGGACAUCCGCGUAAAACAGAUGUAGUAGGUACUUUUGUUAAUGGGAAUUUAACCGAGACAGAAAUUCUUGUCUGUUAAUUCUCUUAUUAGUUAUUACAUGUUAACAUCAAUCCUUCGUUUCCUACUUGCCCUUUUAACGUUUCCUUAAUACUUAAUAGAAUUUUUCUUGGCAGUUUUUAAUCACCUGACAGCUUCACUGCAAUUAAGGACCUGAGGUAAAAGAGGAAAUAAAUGGGUUUGACGUCGUUGCUGGAACUUAUCCGUUUCUCUCUGCCCCACUGAGUGCAGGCAAAACUCGCAAAAGCUUUCUCAGUGUGAAGACUUCCAGUAUAAGACUACUCUUCAUGUCACCUUGUGGCUAACGACCUCAAGACACUGGAACUGGCCUUAAUCCUGGAAUUUGGCAAUUUUAAUUUUUUUUCUGUUAUGUUACUUGUUUGUAUUAUUUCUGAUACUUUAAAGUAGGCCUAGGAUGCAUUUCAGGAUUUAGAACUUCUACGUAGAAUUUUCUCUCUCUGUGGUUCCCCGAAAAUUGUGAGGUAACAUCACUUAGUUAAGACCUAUAUUCGGUUGUUUUUUCACAUAUUCUCUCGAUUUAUACCAUACAACGCCCGUGUGGCGAUGUAGAAAUAUAUGGUGCUGAUAGCAUAAAGAUUGUCAUUGUGUUCUGAGGGCAUAUUUUGUUAAUAAAAAUGCAGUGAUUCAUAACAAAUUAUUAAUUUACUGUUAUUAAAAUAAAUGAGUAUUAACAUUGUUUUUUAAUAGAAAAAUGUUUGAAUGUAAAAACAUCAUUUUGAUAGUUCCUAUUUAAUGUUCUCUUUGUGUGACAUGAUUUUGUUUGAAUGGUUAUGUGUAGAACAAAAACUGUAAUAAUUUUUUUGUCAAUAAACAUCAAUACUA